UCGAACCAUUGGGAGAAAGACGAGAGAGAGAGAGAGAGAGGCGAUGGCGUGUGUGAUGAGGCUUCUCGGUCUCCUCUUCGUCCUCGUCUGCUCGCUUUCGCUUCCCCUCCCUUCUUUCCACAGUGUCGUGGCAACGGGGCAACGGGAGUUCGAUUACUUCGUGCUGGCGCUGCUGUGGCCGGGCACCAUCUGCCAGGCCACCCACCAUUGCUGCUCCUCCAACGCCUGCUGCAGAUCAAACCCUUUGCCCGAGUUUACGAUCCACGGACUGUGGACUGACUAUAAUGAUGGGAGCUGGCCGGCAUGUUGCAGCCACUCUGAUUUUGAUAUAAAAAAGAUUACCUCGUUGUUACCAACUCUUGAGAAGUAUUGGCCAUCCUUAUACUGCAGUUCUUCAUCUCUUUGCUUCGGUGGAAAGGGAUUGUUUUGGGCACAUGAGUGGGAGAAACAUGGGACUUGUUCCUACCCCAUAAUACAGGAUGAAUACAGCUACUUCUCCACAGCUCUUGGUUUGUACUUCAAAAACAACAUGACGGAGGUUCUUAAUAAUGCUGGUAUUCUGGCAACUAACGGAGAAAAAUAUCCAUUAGGGGAUGUUGUAGCCACCAUUAAAAGGGCCUUUGGAGCAACACCAUUGCUGGUCUGCAAGCAUGGUUCACUGGAAGAACUCAGAUUGUGCUUUUACAAGGAUUAUAAGCCUAGGGACUGUGUGACCGGAUCUGACAUCUUGAAUGGCAUGCCACACUCGAGAAACUCCUGCCCUCGAUACAUUACCUUACCAACAUAUGCUCCUCUUGGGCUUGCUGAUAGCAGUAAAAUGGCGUUGGAAGCAUUUGACGCACUCACUGUGGCUUAGAGGGUAUAUGUAUGUAUGUAUGACAUAGGAAGAAAGUUGGGACUAUAAUGCGAUAUGAAAGGCGCAUAUGAUAUAAAAUAUUCAAAUACUGAUAAUAUUCAAAGUCCCCACUCUGCAACGGCAAAAAUAAUAUGGAAAG
Molecule: messenger RNA, 995 nt
Organism: Musa acuminata subsp. malaccensis (wild Malaysian banana)
Lineage: Eukaryota; Viridiplantae; Streptophyta; Magnoliopsida; Zingiberales; Musaceae
Product: ribonuclease 2
Biological process (GO): RNA catabolic process
Cellular component (GO): extracellular region
Molecular function (GO): ribonuclease T2 activity; RNA binding
Source: RefSeq, a predicted model, not a curated record